AUGGCAGACAAGCUGACAGAACAAUGGGAGAAAUUCACUCUUUUGGAGGAGGAGAGUGUGGGGGUGGAUAUUCCGGAACAUGAAAUUGAAAUGGUGGUGUCUCAAGGGUCGUUGAGCAUUGUUGGGAAGUUGUUGUCGAAUCUAGUAGUGGGGAAGGAUAUUGUCAGAAUACCUAUGGUGUGGGCAUGGCACCUAUCUGGAUGGGUGAAAUUCAAGGAUCUUGGACCGAACUUGUUUCUAAUUGAGUUCGAGCAUUCCUGGGACAAAUCCAGGAUUUUGGAGGGAUGUCCGUGGACAUUUGAUGGACAUUUGCUCUCUCUGGUGGAUUUCGACGGGAUGACGCCUCCUCAUUUGUUGGAGUUCGAAAAAGUGGCAUUCUGGGUACGCAUUUUUAAGCUCCCACUUGGAUGUAUGGGAAAGGCAACCCGAUAUCGAAUUGGAUCCACUGUAGGGGAAGUGAAGGAGGUCGAUGUGAAUGAAGAUGGUAUAGGAUGGGGGGAGUUUUUAAGGGUACGUAUUGUGCUUGAUUUAACGAAAGAUUUCUGA
Molecule: messenger RNA, 546 nt
Organism: Corylus avellana
Lineage: Eukaryota; Viridiplantae; Streptophyta; Magnoliopsida; Fagales; Betulaceae
Source: RefSeq, a predicted model, not a curated record